Messenger RNA from Cladophialophora carrionii CBS 160.54, 981 nucleotides. RefSeq lists its product as uncharacterized. Bases 1 to 981 code for a protein of 326 amino acids. The transcript has a single exon. The record is from RefSeq and is a predicted model, not a curated record. Gene Ontology annotation, molecular function: epoxide hydrolase activity. Lineage: Eukaryota; Fungi; Ascomycota; Eurotiomycetes; Chaetothyriales; Herpotrichiellaceae.
AUGUCAAGAGACAGGAUCUCGCGAAUCUUCAACUUCCUUGCUCUCUUGUUCUUCGCAGCCGCUCAGGCGACCACAUCCUCCUCAUCGGGCCUGCCUUACACCGUGGGCAAUGUCACCCUUGCCGAUGGUAUUGAUGUCUUCUAUCGCGAAGCCGGCCCCCGCGACGGAACCACACUCCUGCUCUUGCACGGCUUCCCUUCCUCGUCCCAUCAGUUCCGAAACUUCAUCCCCAUCCUGGCAGGACAUGGCUACCAUGUCAUCGCACCCGACUACCCCGGCUUCGGAUUCACCACGGUGCCCUCCUCGCUGAACUUCACGUACAGCUUCACGACGCUCACAGACACGGUCGCGGCCUUCCUCGACGCCAAGAACAUCACCUCCUUCAUCCCCUACAUGCACGACUAUGGCGGGCCCGUGGGCUACCGCCUGGCCGUCCAGCGACCGCAGUCCAUCCUCGCUUUGAUCUCACAGAACGCGAACGCCUACCUCGAGGGGUUCGGUCAGUCCUUCUGGCCGCCGGUCGUCUAUCCGCUCUGGAACGCCACCACGCCGGCCGAGUUCCAGACGGCCGCCGAUCCCAUCAACAGCACGGUCCUCAGCCUCCCGGGCAUCCAAUCGCAGUAUACGACAGGCAGCGCCAAGCCCUGGCUGAUCGAGCCCGAGGCGUACUGGCUAGACUACUCGCUGAUCAACCAACAACCGGGCAACCGAGAUAUUCAGAUCGACCUGCUGACGGACUAUCGCUCAAACGUCCCGCUCUACCCGUCAUGGCAGGCCUAUUUCAGGCAGAAGCAGCCCAAACUGCUGGCCGCCUGGGGGAAGAACGAUGUCAUCUUUGUCCCGCCAGGGGCGCAAGCUUACAAGAGAGACCUCCCCAACGCCGAGGUCGUGCUGUUGGACGCCGGUCACUUUCUGCUGGAGACGAAUUUGGCACAGCAGGCGAGCAUUGUGUUGGCCUUCCUGAAGAAGAACGGCCUGUGA